Molecule: messenger RNA, 2156 nt
Organism: Cladocopium goreaui
Lineage: Eukaryota; Dinophyceae; Suessiales; Symbiodiniaceae
Source: the annotation of a GenBank genome assembly
UCCGCGAGUACCAGCGAUGUUCAACGUGGGAUGCCUGCCAUGUUGCUUUGGCGUCCGGGGUGGUGCAUGCGUACAGGCAGAUGUGCCGCGGGCACAGCUAUCCAGUGGGACCAUUUUGGGUGAAUAUGUUGGAGGCUCGGAGCAUUUCUCUGCAGUGCCCUUUGCCGCUCCGCCCGUUGGCAUCCGUCGGUGGAAGAAACCAGAGCCUGUCGAGCCGUGGCCGGGAGAACUCGACUGCAGCAGCCGCCGUCCACCAGACGACCGUCGCGGAAGGCCUGUGCAAUCAGUUGAUCCCGAGCAUGACCGGCAACCGACAGAGGAUUGUCUUCAUUUGGACAUUUGGCUUCCAAUGGGGACACUGGGUUCAUUAUCUAGAUCACCCAAAGGACUUCCAGUGCUUGUGUGGAUAUAUGGUGGUGGUUUGCUUUCUGGUUCAAAAGAUGACCCUGGCUCUUCUGGCCAAUGCUAUGCAGAACAGGGAAUUAUUUUUAUUUGCAUCAACUACAGAGUCGGCGCUUUGGGCUUCCUUUGUCCCAGACACGGUGAUCCCAACUGUGGACUUUGGGAUCAAGCCUGCGCCCUGCAGUGGAUUCAGAAUGAGAUUGGCAACUUGGGUGGAGAUCCAAAGAAGGUAACCAUUAUGGGCCAAUCUGCCGGAGGAGAUUCAGCUUGCUUGGUCAGUGACAGCUUGGCAUAUGAUAGGUCAGCAACAGUCAAAGUGCCGCCUCGCGACGCCUGUUGGCUCAUAGCACGAUACACAAGACCAGUUGCCAUGUGCUGUGGUGCCCGCGAAGAUGACGAUGACGACUCUGCGAACCCUGGGCCAGAUAUCAACCGAAAGUGCACAGAUCUAUUCUGCCUACCUGUGCUGGUGAUUUUCAUCUUGUGGCCACUCUCAGUUAUUGCUUGCCUUAAGGAUGUAGAUGGCGCCUAUGCCCUGUCCCAUGGCCAUGAUCACUAUGGACGGUUCUGCGGAUUGAAUCACUUGGAGGAAAAACAGUACGUGUUCUAUCCGGAUUUACAAAAUGACUUCAAGCAGGACCCAUCCCUGUUGAAUCGGUACGGAGUUUGUGUAGAGAAGUGUCCGGAGCAGUUCGAGACCGUCGAAGACUAUCAAGAUGUCAAAGGUGGGAGUGCAUCGAACAUCAAAGGGGGGCAGCCUAUGAGGCACCCAGAAGACCCCACAUGGCUGUCAGAUUUACCAACAUUUCCUUUGGCUGGGCGAUGUAUCCCAUAUGAUCCGCCUCCAACCUUUUCUGCUGGUGCCGAGUUCUGUGCAGAUCCCCCAUGCCUGAUGACAGAGGACAGGAAGACAUCCUUGCCAACCAACCCCAGGGAGGUCUGCGGAUUACAGAAAGAUGGCACGAGCAGAUUCUGGCUUGUUAGCAAGGCAGAUGAUAUUCUUCUAGAUGGAUGGCGACGUGAACAUGUGACAGAACAGGUCAUCAAAGCAGCAGAAGAUCUGGACCGGGGCAAAGAACCCUGCAAGAUCAAGGUGCUCAGAGACACACGAGUGCGGACGGAAUCGGUUGAUGCCUCUCUCAUAUACAGCCUCCUCACGAAGUACACUGGAUAUGUGUUCACAGGGUCCGCCCAAGUAUACAACAACAAAGGGAUCGUCCUUGGCUUGGGCGUUGGCGGGUCGAUGCUGCUUUCAUUUGUGAUCAUCAUGGGCUUUGCCUUUUGUGUGCAGUGUAUUUUGAAUGUCUUGAUGACGUGCCUCUUCUUGGUUUUGAUUUGCGCGGACUACGUGCUCUUCUUGCAGGCUGGAUUGGUUACAGGGAGGAAAGGCCGCAUGAUCCUCAAUUUUUUCGAAAAAGCUAGCCAAAUGGAUGUCCCGAAAGAGUUCAACUCUUUGCUCGAAAAGCAGGUGAACUCACAGGAAUGGGAAUCGAUCUACAAAUGGUGUGCCAUUGGCCUUGCGAUAGGAAUUGUUUUACUCCUCUGUGCUGCAAUUGCGAUGCGAAAGAAUUUCCGAAUAUUGGUAGCGCUGCUGAAAGAAGCAUCCAACACUAUGCGCGAGAUGCCAUCGCUUCUACUAACUCCAUUCAUCCUUAGCUGCAGCAUGGUCGGAGUCUCCAUCGUUUUGCUCUGGGUCGCGCUGACCAUCUCGACAGCUAGGGCCGCAGAUGUUCCCAACGCUCUUGAGGCUCAGA